This is a messenger RNA of Ixodes scapularis (black-legged tick), 1560 nucleotides long. RefSeq lists its product as uncharacterized. NCBI's taxonomy places the organism in Eukaryota, Metazoa, Arthropoda, Arachnida, Ixodida, Ixodidae. The record is from RefSeq and is a predicted model, not a curated record. Gene Ontology annotation, cellular component: membrane. The transcript has 3 exons. Bases 1 to 1560 code for a protein of 519 amino acids.
AUGGCGUUCUGUAAAACCGAAGUAAACAUGACACUGCUGCCAUUGAAGGCUCAUUACUUCAUCUACCUUGCCGCGAUGGCCUCGGUCAUGCCGUAUCAAGCGGCGGUUGGUCGUCGAGGUGGCAUUCCCGAAGCGACCAUAGCCUACAUUCUGGGCUUCAUUCCUCUUCUCGCCAUUCUUGCGAAACCUGUCUGUGGCUUCGUCGUGGACAAGACACAGAACGUCAAGUUAGUCUUAAUAGGCUUGAACGCCCUUGGGUUCGUAUCCAACGGAGUCAUUUUCUUGAACCACGGCACCCCAUUUGAGGGCCCAAACGUGAAGGGACGCCUCACUUGCCCUGAAGGAAAUUUGACGCUUGAGACGGAGUCUUUUAACUGCAUGGCAUCGCUCUUGGAGUGCAAUGUGUCUUGUCGACAGUACAAAUCAAUUGCAGCGUCGAUCAAGACUGAGCCUCUGCUCACUCUUACAGAUGCAUAUAGUGUUUGCAAUUCUCUUUGGAAUGGAACGACGAGCCGCGAUGAGGACAUCUGCGAGGUGAACUGCCCCUGCCACACAGGCUCAGAUGCUUCGCCCAACCGGGGGCUAUAUGCCGUCUUCCUGUCGCUAGCGGCGGUGGCCAUGACUGCACUCGUAAUCUCAGACGCUGCCAUCUGCGAAAUAUUAGGCGAAAACUCGUACACCUUCGGGCAACAGCGACUCUGGGGUACCAUCGGCUUCGGUGUCUGCAGUCCCGUCGUUGGUGUCUUCAUCGACGAACUAAACGAAGCGACGGACGGUCGCUCCGGUUACUCGCCUUGCUUCUACGUGUUCGGUGCUCUGUUGAUGACCGACAUUAUUCUGCUCUUUUUCAUUCCUCCGCUAAGGAUGUCCAAGGUGUCAUCCAAUUUUUUCAAGGACAUAGCGACGGUCUUAAGCCGUCUCGAGAUGACGGUUUUUGCUCUCUGGACCUGCCUCCUCGGGGCCUUGCUGGGAAUCACCUUAUCGUACAACACCUGGUUUUUGGAAGACAUUGGGGCAUCUAAAAUGAUCGUGGGGCUUAACGGUGCACUCAUGGCCGUUCUGAUCGAACUACCGCUUCUCUUUGUGUCCGGUUUCAUCCUGGAGCAAAUCGGUUACUUCCCGUGCUACUGCUUGGCGUUCGUGGCACUCGCAACAAAGUACGUUGGUUACUCGUAUCUUUACGAACCAUGGUUUUCCUUGCUAAUCGAAAUCGUUGGUGGCGCUGCUUUUCCGUUGACUAUUGCCUCCAUGACGGUUUUCGCGAAAGUGACUGCACCAGGUGGGACUGCAGCGUCCGUGCUCUGCAUUCUUAACUGCACAUUUGAUGGAAUCGGUGUGGCGAUCGGCAACGUUGUCGGAGGUGCCUGUUUCGCCUUCUACGGGGGUCGCCUCACCUUCCGCUACCUCGGCGUCGUCGCUUUUGGAUGCGCAGCCCUUUGCCUCGUCUCCCACCUGGCCCUCGGGAGAAGAGGCCUGAAGGACUAUGCGGUCGAGAGUACGUGUACGCUGAUCCAAGGCGAAGCAUGUUCUCACUCAACUCCAGCUCUCCGCGCUUUCUAA